AUGCCACUGCAGACUGAGGAAACAGGGAAUCAAACACCUUUGAAUCAACUGGGACAGGAUCAACAACAAGAGCAGCGACAACGAGAAGGAGGGCAAUAUGAAUUACGCGAUGCGGGGUAUGAAAUGUUGCAGAUCAGCGCUGAGGAGUCCCCGCGGGAGCCCAUUCACGACGACGUUUGUCGGCAGUCGCAGCACACCGCUUCCAGUGCGCUGAACAUGAGCAUUCUUCGGGGCGUGCCGGAGCACCUCCAUCCGCUUGCGCGGCAGAUCCACACACUAAACGAUGCGGACCUCGUCGUCAUUGCCGCCAUCACGGAUAAUGUCGCCACACGCGAUGUGUACUCACUGCUGCCAUACACAGGAAGUAACUGGUUCCUGCCGCAGAUAUCGGAGGUGGGUGAGGGCGAGCCCCACUGGGGCAUCCACUGCAGCUCGUAUGGCGCCUUUAAUAUCACACUUGGUGGCCGCCGUAUGUUUCUUCCGGUCACUGGCAUAUUUCUCCGCAUUCUUGUGAUUGUUUUGUUCUGGUUUACACUGUGGAAUAUUCUACCGCACUGGUUAAUGGAGCCUAGCGGCUAUGUGUGGGACCCACUCGUGCUGGUUGUGGUUGCUGCCAUUGUGGGUGGUUUGCUCUGCCGUUUGCUGCAGAUCCCACCGCUUGCUGGCGUGUUGUGGAUUGCCAUUAUGUGGAAUAACAUUCCUCACGAGCAUUAUCUAACGGAGGGUAUCGUGCUCCAGGUAAAAGAUAUUUCAUCAAAAAUGGGUCUUACGGUCAUUAUGGCGCGCGCCGGAUACUCGCUGACGAUCAAGGGCAUCAUCCCGCAUUGGAAACAGAGCAUACUUUUGGCGACAAUGCCAUUUGCGUUCGAGGGAGUUGCACACAGCCUUAUUGCGAACAAGAUAUUCAAAUAUGAGGACAACUAUCAGUGGGCCUUCCUGCAGGGAAUGGUGUGCUCUAUCGUCUCCCCGGCGGUUGUGGUGCCUGGCACCUUAUACCUGCAGGAGAUGGGGUAUGGCCGUGGUGUUGGGCCGCUUUCACUGAUGCUCUCCGCUGUCGGCGUGGAGAUCGUACUUGGGGUGUGGACUGCGAACUUUAUCAUCGGUUUACUUUUCCACGAUCAGAACCUCGCUGUCGCAAUUGUUCUGGGACCUGUGCAGUUUAUUGGCGGCAUUAUCAUCGGCAUCAUCAUCGGCGUCGCAUUCUUCUACUUUGUGGAGAUAUUGAAGAAUGAAGCCGAGCGACUACCGAAUGGGCAUUUCCAGAAGAAGCACUUCUACGGUACCCUGGAUUUUGCUACCUUUGUGUUCUUGUUGCUCGCUUUUUCAAUGGUUUUUCUUGGGUAUAGCCUCAACCUUGCCGGUGGUGGCUGCACCAUGUGUGUCUUCUUCGCGAGCACGGUGACACACUUCUGCCUCAAGGACGGCAACCCAGAGUUGGAGGAACAGAAGAAAUAUAUUGGCUCGUGGCUGGCCUUUGUCUGGGACAAUGCCAUGAUGCCGUUUCUCUUCGCUAUGAUGGGGGCGAAGAUCAACAUUGGCGCCAUCUUCAACUCGGACUUCUUCCCCAAAGCGAUUGUCUGCCUUAUUUGCAGCACCGUUGUGCGUCUGGUGGUGACGCUUGUGAUUCAGCUCGGCUCCGGCACGCCUUGGCAGCAUAAGCUUCUCGUGUGCGCCGGCUACACCGGCAAGGCAUCCGCGCAGGCGUCUCUCGGCCCCAUUGCUGCAGCACUCGUGGCUGCGGAGUUAGCGAAGCUCCCGCCCGACGUGGCGCCCACAGCGGAGCUGCUGAAGCGACGUGAGUAUGCCAACAACGUGCAGCAGAUGUCGGCGAUGUAUGUAAUGUUCAUGGCGGCCGUCGCGUCGCUGAGCCUCGUGCGCGGCGGCAUGGCACUGCUGCCACGCGUGCUGCCGCCGGAGCGGAAACGUCGCUGGGGCGACUCUUCGGUGGAGGGGCCACAGCCUGAAGAAAGCGACAAAAACGUCGACAGGAGCGCGGAGGAGGAUGAAGCGAGGGGUGAUAUCGCGGGCCGGAACAACGCUGCGGGGCGGUAG
Trypanosoma grayi is the source of this 2052-nucleotide messenger RNA. RefSeq names its product Na[+]/H[+] hydrogen antiporter 1. Gene Ontology annotation, biological process: proton transmembrane transport. Gene Ontology annotation, molecular function: antiporter activity. Bases 1 to 2052 code for a protein of 683 amino acids. Lineage: Eukaryota; Euglenozoa; Kinetoplastea; Trypanosomatida; Trypanosomatidae. The record is from RefSeq and is a predicted model, not a curated record. Gene Ontology annotation, cellular component: membrane. The transcript has a single exon.